Saccostrea cuccullata (small rock oyster) is the source of this 5283-nucleotide messenger RNA. Its product is annotated as disheveled-associated activator of morphogenesis 1-like. The transcript is spliced from 24 exons. Gene Ontology annotation, biological process: actin cytoskeleton organization. The coding region runs from base 1 to 2886 and encodes 961 amino acids. Gene Ontology annotation, molecular function: small GTPase binding; actin binding. The record is from RefSeq and is a predicted model, not a curated record. NCBI's taxonomy places the organism in Eukaryota, Metazoa, Mollusca, Bivalvia, Ostreida, Ostreidae.
AUGUUAAUGACUAUAUUCCUAAGUUACAACACUGAAGAGGAAGAGCUGAGAACCAAAACAGUGGACAACUUAAAGACAGCCCUUAGAACACAACCAAUGAGCUUUGUUACACGAUUCAGCGAACAAGAAGGUCUUCAGAGCCUGCUGAAGUUCCUGGAGACGAUGGAUUAUAAAACGUGUCAAAGUUCUAUCCACACCUCUGUCAUAGGAUGUCUCAAGGCUCUCAUGAACAAUUCCCAAGGAAGAGCUCAUGUGCUUGCUCAUCCAAACUGCAUCAACAUCAUCGCUCAAAGCCUAGCAACGGAGAACAUAAGGACCAAGGUAGCAGUCCUGGAAAUUCUCGGUGCCAUGUGCCUGGUUCCUGGGGGUCACAAGAAGGUACUGGAGGCCAUGCUGCAUUACCAGAAGUUUGCUGCUGAGAGGACCAGAUUCCAGACCUUGAUCAAUGACCUUGACAGAAGUACAGGAAUUUACAAGGAAGAGGUCAACUUGAAAACUGCCAUAAUGUCAUUCAUUAAUGCUGCCCUUAGAUACGGACCGGGAAAGGAACAUCUAGAGUUUCGUCUUCAUCUCCGUUAUGAGUUUCUCAUGUUAGGUAUUCAGCCUGUGAUUGAUAAGAUGAGAAAGCAGCACGAAAAUGCCACCUUAGAUAGACAUUUGGAUUUCUUUGAGAUGAAAAGGAAUGAAGAUGAAAGAGAGAUUUCAAAGAGAUUUGAAAAUGUCCAUGUAGACACUAAGAGUGCUUAUUCCAUGUUUGACUUACUGAGGAAGAAGUUAACCAUGACUAGCAGCUACCAGCAUCUUAUGUCCAUACUACAGCAUCUACUUCUAAUGCCAUUUGGGAAUGACAGCCAUAUUGCCGGGAUGUGGAACUUGACUGACAGACUUGUCCAGCAGGUGGCGCUGCAGCAGAAGAAUGGCCAGGAUCCUGACUGUGCUCCAGUAGAAAUGAAUGUCAAACAGAUGAUCAGACAAAUGACAAGUGGUGAGGACAUUAAAAGCUUGCAACAAAAGCUGAGAGAGAUGGAGAAAAGUCAAGAAGAUUUACAGAGCAAAGUGGCCAAGAAAGAGAGAGACUGUGAAAUAAAGGAACAGGAAAAGGAUGAGCUUGCAGAGACAGUGACCAGAAUGAAGGCUAAAUUGGAUCAGGAGAAUGCAGCUCAAAAUGAAUUAAAACAAACAAUAAAUGAACUUAAUCAGCAAAUCCAAAAUCUGUCUUCCCAGCUUUGCAGUGAGCGUGGAGAGAGACAGAAGCUUACACAUCUAGUCCAGACAGGCAGUCUACCUGACGACGCCAAGGUUGGACUGUCCACUCCCUCCGUGAUAGAGCUCGGUGUCAAUUCUCCUGUGAUCAGACCUAACGUACCUCCACCCCCACCCCCUAUCGGGGCACCACCUCCUCCCCCUCCACCACCUGCCCCAGGUGCCCCUCCACCUCCUCCAAUAGGUGGUGGUAGCAGCACUCAGAAAUUCUCCAAUAUACCUCGUCCAAAAAAUCCCAUGAAAUCCCUCAACUGGUCUAAACUCUCAGAGGCAAAAAUUGCUGGCACAGUGUGGUCUAGACUUGAUCCAGUAAAAUUAUACAGGCAGUUAGACCUGGAGGAUUUUGAAAAGACUUUCUCAGCAUAUCAGAAACAGCAGAAUCAGGAGGGGGAGGAAGGAGAAUCCAAUAAAUCUAAGGCUAAUAAGGAGCUGUCAGUCAUCGAUGGCCGCCGAGCUCAGAACUGUACAAUCCUGCUGUCCAAACUCAAGAUGACCAAUGAGGAGGUCAUAUCAGCCAUACUGACCAUGGAUAGUGGGGAAGACCUACCUAAGGAUAUGUUAGAACAGCUGCUGAAGUUUGUACCAACAUCAGAGGAGACUCAGAUGUUACUAGAGUACAGUAAGGAGAUAGAACACAUGGCCAGGGCUGACCGAUUCCUGUAUGAAGCCAGCAGGAUUAAUCAUUAUGAAGGAAGACUUAGUGCUUUAUUUUUCAAAAAGAAAUUCCCCGAAAAAAUGUCGGAUAUUAGACCCAAAGUUGAAGCAAUAAAAGGAGCCUCCACUGAACUGAUGAAGAGUAGAAGCCUGAGACAGAUCCUGGAGAUAAUCCUGGCCCUGGGAAACUUCAUGAACAGAGGUCAGCGCGGGAACGCCUCUGGUUAUAGAAUCAGUAGCCUGGGAAAUCUGAUAGACACUAAGUCCAGCACCAGUAAACACGUCACGCUACUUCACUAUCUGGUAGAUCUCGUGGAGAAAAAGUUUCCAAGCAUCCUGAAAAUUGAUACUGAACUAGCCAAUGUCAGAAUGGCUGCCAAAGUCAGUAUGUCAGAGUUAGACAAAGAUAUUGGAGACAUCAAGUCAGGUCUGGACAGCAUAGAAAAGGAGCUGAAGUUCUUUGACAAUACAGGAGAGAUGAACAGCAGAAAAUUUGUGUCUGUUAUGACAAACUUCCACAAUUUAGCAUCCUACAAUUUCUCAGAGAUGGAGGAAGCAAAGGGAGAAAUCAAGAAAAAGUUUGAUUCUGUAUGUGAAUUCUUUGGUGAGGACCCAGCUCAGAACAAACCAGAGGACUUCUUCGGAAUCCUAGACUCCUUCCUGGCCGCCAUGUCUGAUGCCAAAGCCGAGAACGAGAGAAUAAAGCGACAGAAAGAGGAAGAGGAGAAGAGACAGGCUCUGGAAGAAUCGCUGAAGAGAGAACGUGAGAGAUUACGAAGUAAGAGAAGUUCUAGUCCUGCCACCAAGGGAGAUAAGAAGGAACUAUCUAACAAAGGUGAAUUUGAUGAACUUAUAUCGGCCCUGCGGACUGGUGACGUGUUUGGGGAAGAUCUUGUGAAAAUGAGGAGGAACAGAAAGCGAGGCGGGGGUAAUGUUGUGAAUGGUAGAGAAAGGGGAGGUAAACUGUGAUCUUCAAGUGUAUUUAUGUUCACUGUAUAGUAGACAAUUGUCAUGGCAGUUAUAUGUUUCUACAUUAGAGAAGGAUAAAAACUUCAAGGUGUUGUGAAUUUAAAGCACUUGUGACUUUAUUUCUAUAAUCAGCAUUAAAUGAAGGAGGUCAGAACUGAUACAUUAAGUUAGAAAGAACAGGAAAAUACAAGACUUGACUUGCUGCUAUACAGUAUUAGAAAUAGUCCCUUUGUAGUAGAAAUCAAGUCUAACUUGUAUUAGAUGAAAGAUUUUGUUUUGCAUUAUAAUGUUGUCAAGUGCUUAAAGCAUCAUUAUGUUAGAAGUUGAUAUGAUUGUCUUUAAUGUGGAGAAAAUGGUGAUAUAAUGCACUACAUGAAAUGUGUGUUCCAGCUGAUUUUUUUUUCCUAAUCAAAGCUGGUUUAAUUCUUUUAUCUAUCACUUUUCACAUGACCAUUCCAAUUUACUGACUGUGCAUGUUGUAUGAGAAUUAAGGUUUGUAUUGUUCACGAUAUGCAGAUUCCAUAAGCAUAUACAGUCCACUCGACUUGGUUGUAUUAUAAUAUGUGAUUAUUAAACAUAAAGUGCUGUAAAUUUUUUUUUUUUUUGCUGCUGUCAAAUUUUAUACAAGGUGCAAUAUUAUUUUUUCUAAAAUAUAUAUUUUUUCUUUGGUAACAUUACUGUACUGUAUAUACUUGCCUGUAAGUUGGAUUUUUGGGAGUUAAACUUUGGUCUAAAACUCUAAGUCCGACUUAAAGGUGAGACUGGUAUUUAAGAAGGUUAGUCCCUCUAAUAUAAGCUUAAAAAAUGCAUUGGACUUACAGACGGACCGACUUAUAGGCGAGUACGGUAAAUUUUUAUAUAAUUUAGAGUGUACUUGUUACAUGUAAUAAAUUGUCUGGAAUAAUAUAAAACUAUUUGUUAUUUAUUAAGCAACAAAGUAGUAUUUGUUUAUCUAUCAAAAAGUUUACAAUAUUGCUCAACUAAAGAACAUUAAACACAAAAUUGAUUUUUUGGCUCUUAGUUAUAUUUACUUCUUUUCUAAAUCCUUUUUAAAUUGCAGAAUUGCAGGUCCAAUUUAAAUUGUACAUGUAAUAGAUUGUGUGAUAAACAUUUUUUCUGUACUUUUUAUGGCUCCCAUACUAAGUUUUACAUUAAGUAAACCGCAUCUUAUAUGAUAUUGUAAACAUAAACUAAGGGGUUGUAUUGUACAUGCAUAUUCAUUGUAAACUCUACUUAUAUACUCCAUAACCUUUAUUGUAUUCAUCUGUUGAGAAUCAGCUACCUUCUUCAUCUCAUCAAAGUGGAAUUUCAGAUUUGAUGAGGUAGGUAUGCGGUAUUUGUUGAUCUAAAUGCUGUAGAAAAGUGUGUAAUCUAUGUUGUAACUAAAGCUAUCAAUUUUUGUGUUAAUUAAAGUUAAAUUUUGUUUAAAUUAGUUAAAACACUGUAAUGAAUUUGCCAGUAAUUUGCUGUGCAAAAACUUUAUAUAUAGACUUAAUAUAUUUUAAAUUUUACAUUAUACCAACUUAAUAUUUUUUAGAAGAAUGUAUUUAUUAUACAAUGUAACUCUUAUUCAUAACUUAUUUCAUAUUGUUUGAAUUUUCAUUUCAUUAGCUGAAAAAGACUGCCACAAACAUACAUGUAAUUGAUAACAGCUCUUCCAAACAAUAACAUUUAUUUUUACAUUUAAAAACAAUUCCUAGGUCCUUGCUUUAAUUCCUUAGUUGUGAGUUCUCUAGCAAUAAAAGUAAAAUUUGCCAUCUCUUCUUGACAUGUUCCAACAAAGUACUUCACUGUACUGGACAUACAUAUAAAUUCAAUUGGUUCACCUUACAUUAAUGCAAUCAUUACAAAGUCAUGGUUUAGUGCUUUUGAACUGUAAAUAGUAGUCAAGAUUAGAAAUCAUUUUGUCAAUUUCCUUCUCAAUACAUGUACAUGGAGUUUCAAGAAGAUCAAACUGGUGCAUUCAAUUUUGUGAAUUCCCAAAAUUUUCAUUCUUGAUGUGCCUUUCACAUCAUCAGAUAAUAUUUUCCAGAAAGGUGCAAUAUGUAAAUUUUUGGUGUUUAUAGGCUCAAGUAAAAAGCAUUACGGUGAACAUUUUUGGAGUGCAAUACACAAACUCACAUCACAAAAUAGGCUGCUCAUAAAUAGCAUUUGGUGAUUUUUGUACCCUUGAAAAUAGAUAGUAAAACUUAUCAGAAUUUACAAGAUUAGUAAGGUGCAUGUCAAAUGCUCAACUUUAUAAAGUACAUGUAAUAUACAUGAAUCUGCCAUGUAUUUUUUUUACUGUAUAAUCAAUAGAUCUGAAAGAUUUCUUUUUUAUAUGUGUUUUGUUAAAAGUUACAAUAUGUUUCAUUUCCUCGAUAUUGGUUGAUUUUCAUUUUUUGUUAUUUUUGUAAU